CCCCAACUGUGUCUUGUUCAUGACACAUGGAGGAGCGUUCAGCCAACAGGAAGCCAUCCAUGCAGGAGUACCAACUGUUGGUAUUGCAUUUUUUUGGAGAUCAGCCCGCCAAUGUCAAGUUUGCAGAGCACCGCGGUAUUGGUGUCAGACUAGCAUUUGACAACAUUUCAGAGGAAUCUAUCUCUACAGCAAUUAACAAGGUUUUGACAAAUCCCAAGUACAAAGAGAAUGCUCAGCGACUAUCUCGGAUAUUUCACGAUAGACCAAUGUCCUCAGCUGACUCAGCAGUGUUCUGGGUGGAGUAUGUGCUGAGGCAUGGAGGAGCUCAUCACCUGAGAUCUGCUGCCACACAACUGUCCUGGUACCAACUGGCUCUCCUGGAUGUCCUGGCAGCUAUCGUGGCUGUCAUUGUCAUCCUGUUUUUGGUCCUGUGGAAGCUUCUGUCUUUAGUCUGUGGUAGGAAAGGACAUAAACAUGUUUCCACAAGUAAGAAGAAAAAACUAAUCAACUUGGGUUAA
Messenger RNA from Homalodisca vitripennis (glassy-winged sharpshooter), 518 nucleotides. Its product is annotated as UDP-glucuronosyltransferase 2A3-like. Lineage: Eukaryota; Metazoa; Arthropoda; Insecta; Hemiptera; Cicadellidae. Gene Ontology annotation, molecular function: UDP-glycosyltransferase activity. The record is from RefSeq and is a predicted model, not a curated record. Bases 27 to 518 code for a protein of 163 amino acids. The transcript has 2 exons.